Messenger RNA from Nicotiana tabacum (common tobacco), 2374 nucleotides. The record is from RefSeq and is a predicted model, not a curated record. NCBI's taxonomy places the organism in Eukaryota, Viridiplantae, Streptophyta, Magnoliopsida, Solanales, Solanaceae.
CGCACACAGCAAAGGAAGGCCGGUCCCGUGCUUGUUGCCGCCCCCUCCUCAGGCUCGGGCACAUUUUCCUCUCCAUCAAAAUCAUCAUCUUCCUCUCUAAGAAACCCUAACUGAAUCCUUUUCUUCACCCACAUUACAUUGAGGUUCUGUUCUCUUCUGUUCUGUCAUUCACGUAUAUUCCAUUCACUUCAUUCUUAUUGAAGAAAAUACCUUUGUUUGCUUGGCCACAAGGGAAGAAAAAAAAAUCUUGUCGAUACGUUUGGGUUCUUGUGAGAGGACGGAAAGCAAGAAACUUGGCUCGUUUUAAGGCUGAUAGAGUACGGCCUGAUAGAGUCAAAAGGUGAUUGACAGACCUCGAAAGUGCGCCAUCAUUGCGGCUGCGAAAAAGGAGUGCCUAUAGGUUCUAGUUCUUCUGGUUGCCUUGAUAAUAAAGCAAAAGGUUACAAGUAACAUUCUGAAGGAAACAUGGCUAGCAGUGAUGAUAUUCUUCUGUCAGCUGUGCUCAAUCUUCUAUCUGCAUUUGCAUUUCUUGUGGCCUUUGCUAUUCUACGACUCCAGCCAUUCAAUGACAGAGUGUACUUCUCAAAAUGGUAUCUGAAGGGAAUACGAGCAAGCCCAAGAAGUUCCGGAGCAUUUGUGAGGAAAUUUGUCAACUUGGAUUGCAGAACAUACAUAAGGUUCCUGAAUUGGAUGCCUGCAGCUCUAAGAAUGCCAGAACCAGAGCUUAUCGAUCAUGCUGGUCUUGAUUCUGCUGUCUAUAUACGGAUAUACCUUCUUGGAUUGAAAAUCUUUGUUCCUAUUGCACUAUUUUCAUUUGGGGUUUUAGUGCCUGUCAAUUGGACUGGGAAACAUUUGGAGCAAAUUGAGGAUCUUACAUUCAGCGGUAUCGAUAAACUUUCGAUAUCCAAUGUCCCUUCUGGAUCACAGAGGUUUUGGGCACACCUGGUAAUGGCUUAUGCAGUCACGUUUUGGACCUGCUAUAUACUAUACAAAGAAUAUCAUAUAAUAUCAACCAUGAGGCUGCAGUUUCUUGCCUCUGAAAAUCGUCGGCCUGAUCAGUUAACUGUCCUUGUGAGAAAUGUUCCUCCAGAUCCAGAUGAAUCAGUGAGCGAGCAUGUUGAACAUUUCUUUUGCGUGAAUCAUCCAGAUCAUUAUCUAACACACCAGGUUGUUUACAAUGCAAAUAAUCUAGCUAAAUUGGUGGAAAAGAAGAAGAGCUAUCAAAAUUGGCUUACAUACUACCAAACUAAGUAUGAGAGAAACCCUAAGAUUAAGCCAAAGACGAAGACAGGGUUUUGGGGCCUUUGGGGAAAAACUGUGGACGCCAUUGAUUAUUAUACCGCUGAAAUUGAGAAGUUGAGUAAAGAAGAAGCUUUAGAAAGAGAAAAAGUUAUGAGUGAUCCCAAGGCAAUAGUUCCUGCAGCAUUUGUUUCAUUUAAAUCUCGUUGGGGAGCGGCUGUCUGUGCUCAAACACAACAAUCAUGUAACCCAACCAUUUGGUUGACACAAUGGGCUCCUGAACCACGUGAUGUCUAUUGGGAUAAUCUAUCAAUACCAUAUGUUGAACUCAAUGUCCGCAAACUGCUAAUGGCUGUUGCUUUCUUCUUUCUUACAUUCUUUUUUAUGAUCCCUAUUGCAUUCGUUCAGUCUUUGGCAAGCAUUGAUGGUAUUGAGAAUAAACUUCCCGUCUUGAGGCCGUUGAUACAGAUGGAAGUUGUCAAAUCUUUUAUCCAAGGUGUUCUUCCUGGGAUUAUACUGAAGAUUUUUCUGAUUCUUCUUCCUACGAUUCUAAUGGCCAUGUCAAAAAUAGAAGGCUAUACAUCACUUUCAUCUUUGGACAGAAGAUCAGCAACUAAAUAUCAUUUUUUUAUCCUUGUCAACGUGUUCCUGGGAAGUAUCAUCACUGGAGCAGCAUUUGAGCAGCUACAGAGAUUUGUGGAAGAGCCUCCAUCAGAAAUCCCAAAAACAGUUGGUGUAGCUAUUCCGUUGAAGGCUACUUUCUUCAUUACCUACAUAAUGGUUGAUGGUUGGGCUGGAAUUGCUGCAGAGAUUCUUAGAUUGGUUCCAUUAGUUAUGUUUCAUCUUAAGAAUACGUUUCUGGUAAAGACAGAUCAGGAUAGAGAGCAGGCUACAGAUCCUGGUUCGUUGAAUUUCUCUGUAUCAGAACCUCGCAUACAACUGUACUUUCUACUAGGCCUUGUGUACUCAGUGGUCACACCCGUACUCCUGCCUUUCAUCAUAGUCUUCUUCGCAUUUGCUUAUAUGGUUUUCCGUCAUCAGGUAUUUCACUAUUGCUUAUGCAACAGAUGUUUAGAUAUCUUGUUGAGAAGGUGCAAAGACGAGAUGCAUGAUAAAUGCUUAAAAGCGAUGGAAC